Molecule: messenger RNA, 1287 nt
Organism: Etheostoma spectabile (orangethroat darter)
Lineage: Eukaryota; Metazoa; Chordata; Actinopteri; Perciformes; Percidae
Gene: dbx2
Product: developing brain homeobox 2
Exons: 4
Coding region: 132-869 (245 amino acids)
Biological process (GO): regulation of transcription by RNA polymerase II
Molecular function (GO): DNA binding; DNA-binding transcription factor activity, RNA polymerase II-specific
Source: RefSeq, a predicted model, not a curated record
AACUUUUGUUUUCUUCAGAGUUUAAUGAAGUUGGCCUGGUCACUCAAGAAGGGAUUAUUUGAGAAUUUAGUGUCACUGAGCUGUGACUGCUGACGAGGGAACUUAAGUGUUUGGGUCACCGUGUGAACAGGAUGGUCUCAAUUCAGAGCUGCACCAGGAAGAAUAUGGCUGGCUCUCCUCCUGCUUUAUCAGGCUUCGGGAGCUCUGGGAAGAGUUUUCUUAUUGACAAUCUGCUGCAGUCACAGACACCUUCAGCCCGUCCAGCAGGGAUGGCAGGUGGUCACCUGAGACUUGCAGUGUGUGAACAUCCGAGGAGAAUCUGGGGCUCUGAGCAUGGAGCCUACCAAAGACAGGCCCACAGUCCCCAGCAGAGGAAAGAUUUAGGAGGGCCGCUUCUGCCACACUCGGGUGUACUGAGUGGUGUUUUCCUCCGAAGCCCGCAUUAUCUACUGGCAUGCUGCGGUGGGUCCAGCCCCCCUCCUGUCUUCAACAAGGGAGCAAAUAUUCGAAUGUGGUCUACUGAUAUAAGUCCUAAAACCCGUAGAGGGAUCCUUAGGAGGGCUGUUUUCUCUGAAGAACAACGGAAGGAGCUGGAGAGAACUUUUGGAAAACAGAAAUACAUCAGCAAGACAGACCGGAAUAAACUUGCAGCGGAUCUCAGUCUCAAGGAGUCACAGGUAAAGAUUUGGUUCCAGAACCGUCGAAUGAAGUGGAGGAACUGUAAGGAAAAGGAGGUUCAUAACACUCGCUCCCCAAUGGAUGAGCUCAUGGCACGAGGUCUCGCUCAGGAAGAGGAAGAACCAUCACAGAAUCACUCUGUCCAAAAAACAGAGAGAUCACCACCACAAAGGGGUGUCAGGGACACAUGAUUGGCUGGAAUAAGUGGAAAGUAAACCAAUGACUUUCUCAAAUCCACAAAACCUGUAAUAAGGCUACAGAACUGGGAGGAUGUUAAAAAUAUAUGAAUGGAUUUCACUGUCUUUGAAGACUAACACCAAUAAUAUUAACUUUCCAAUGCAUGUAACUGUCUUGUUGUAUCAAAUUGCAUUAGGUUUAACUGCUGGGUCAAUUAUCUCAUUGCAUUUCACUGGCUUUAGUAAGCAAUGCAUUGGUCAUUACACUGACAAGUCUUUCCAGGAAAUAUUCCCAUUCUUCGAUUGCCAGUGCAAUCGGUUACAUGCACAAAUGAUUCACUUGAUUUAAUAAAUUUACAUAUCAUAUUUUGGUCAGCUUUACAGUAAUACUCAACUCCUAAUCCAAAUGUUAAGUCAAAUUUCACUUGAUAUA